AUGAGCAUCCCCAAACAACCCGAAGCCAUCCCCGACAAUACCGCCAAGCUGUCUUCCCCAAUCCUCCUCCAGCGCACCGUCACCUUUGACGCGGGCAACGACCCCCCGCGGAACGGAAGCGCCUAUCUCAACAUGUCCGAUCGAAACACCGGGGCUCGAAGGAGGAGAUCUAGCAGCAUCCUCCAGGUCUAUCAUGAACCCCCCGAGACCCUCGAGCAGAUCAGCGAUCAGGCAUCUCUGCCGAACUUGAACGCAAACUGGACUAAUGCCAAAGGAGCAUGGACGAUUCACCUUGUCCUUAUAGCUGGGCUUAAAAUAUUCUACGACGUCAUCCCCGGUGUCUCACAGGAGACUUCAUGGACGCUGACCAACAUCACGUAUAUGUUUGGCUCAUACAUCAUGUUCCAUCACGUUCGCGGAGUCCCCUUCGACUUCAACAGUGGUGCCUUCGACAAUCUCAACAUGUGGGAGCAGAUCGACAACGGAGCUCAAUACACCCCGACCAAGAAGUUCCUGCUCAGUGUGCCCAUCAUGUUGUUUCUACUGAGCACGCACUAUACCCACUACGAUUUGGCAUACUUCUCUAUCAAUUUCCUUGCAGUACUUGGGGUCGUUAUCCCUAAACUUCCUUUUAGUCAUCGGAUGCGCUUCGGGCUUUUCUCAGGAGUUCCCGAAGAAUAG
This is a messenger RNA of Clonostachys byssicola, 681 nucleotides long. The record is from the annotation of a GenBank genome assembly. Lineage: Eukaryota; Fungi; Ascomycota; Sordariomycetes; Hypocreales; Bionectriaceae.